AUGGGAAGAAAACGGGCGAUACAGAGAGCCCAUAUUCAAGCGUUAAUGAACAUAAAGCCAGUAUACAACGAGCGAGAUGUGCGUCGACUACGGGAAUUGUACCAUGCCUGUGAGACAAACUGCCGAGGUCUGAAAACCCUGGGAGUGGACGAAAGUUCGUAUGCCACGAUUGUUGUUCCGGAAAUACUCGACAAGCUGCCGGAAUCCCUUCGUUUGACGAUAACUCGAGGGACAAGUGGAUCAGACUUUCUAAGUUGGACGUUGAAGGAUAUUUUAAAAGCACUGCUAGAUGGAAAACGCGAAGCACACGAAUCAUCUACGACGAACACGUCAAAACAAGAACGAAGGAAACCACAGUUUCUAGAUGGAUCGGCGGCUGCUCUUGUGAAUCAUACCACCAGGGAAGGGAAGCCAAAAUGCGUAUAUUGUUUACAAGAACAUUUAUGACAAGAUUGUAAGAAAAUUCAGGAUGCUGCUGAGCGUAAACAGAUACUUCGUAAGUACGGACGGUGUUUUAUAUGUUUAAAAAGAGGACAUAUUAGUAGUAAUUGUUUAAAUACGAGUAAAUGUAGUGCAUGCAGUAAACGACAUCAUAGUUCUAUUUGUGACAGCCAUGCUAAUGGGUCUAUAACCGCUGACGUCGUUCAUUCCACACAUUCGUGCGUUGGGUCAGCAAAUAGAGUUGCAUUGCAGACAGCUCAGGCUUUGGUGAUGGGAGGAAAGGAGAAUGUGAGAGUGCGGGUUAUGUUUGACUCAGGAAGUCAACGGUCAUUCGUUACGGGCAAGGUAGCUCAGAAGGCAGGAGUGCCAGUAAAGAGGAGGGAAUGGGUAGAAAUUAGAACGUUCGGACAGGAGAAAGUUGAAGGGAAGUUGAGAGAAGUGUUUGAAUUGAGUGUAGCCCCAGUACAGGGGGAGAGAGUGUUAGCAUUGAAGUUUAUGGAGUAG
Molecule: messenger RNA, 945 nt
Organism: Paramuricea clavata
Lineage: Eukaryota; Metazoa; Cnidaria; Anthozoa; Malacalcyonacea; Plexauridae
Source: the annotation of a GenBank genome assembly